Messenger RNA from Cynoglossus semilaevis (tongue sole), 4548 nucleotides. Its product is annotated as short transient receptor potential channel 2-like. The record is from RefSeq and is a predicted model, not a curated record. Gene Ontology annotation, molecular function: inositol 1,4,5 trisphosphate binding; store-operated calcium channel activity. Gene Ontology annotation, biological process: regulation of cytosolic calcium ion concentration; single fertilization; calcium ion transmembrane transport. Gene Ontology annotation, cellular component: cation channel complex; plasma membrane. NCBI's taxonomy places the organism in Eukaryota, Metazoa, Chordata, Actinopteri, Pleuronectiformes, Cynoglossidae. Bases 87 to 3182 code for a protein of 1031 amino acids. The transcript is spliced from 12 exons.
ACCGUCACCUCACUGCCAGGCUCCGACCGGACACUUUCGUCCAGAUCCACUUCCACUGAGGACAAUCGUCGUCAUUUCCAUCAGGAAUGGAAAAUCUCACGCCGGAACAAUGGCGGGAGAUCAUGAACAAGAAGAUGCAGUUCCCUCCCCAGCUCAUCAGCGCCAUCCAGGAGGGGAAGGUGGAACUUGUGUGUGGCCUCUUGAAGACCGGCGACGGCAUCAUCCGACAGCUGGAUGAGUCGGAGGACCGUCAGUGGAGGGAGGCCCUCAACCUGUCCAUACGCCUGGGCAUCGAGGACACCAUGGACGCCCUCCUGCAGGGGGUGAAGUUUGAUUUCCGUCAGAUCCACGAGGCCCUGCUGGUGGCGGUAGACACCAACCAGCCCAGAGUGGUGAAGCGUCUCCUAGACCGACUGGACCAGGAGAAAGGCAACAAGAUGGACGUGCGCUCCUUCUCUCAAGCCAUCUUCGACCGCUCCAUCGACGACUCCCAGUUCGCCCCCGGCGUGACCCCUCUGACCUUGGCUUGUCAGAAGGACCUGUACGACAUUGUGACCAUGUUGACCCAGAAAGGUCACGGCAUCCCGUGGCCCCACAAGAUCUCCUGCGCCUGCCUGGAGUGUCGUAACGGCCGUCAGUACGACCUGCUGAAGUUCUCUCUGUCUCGCAUCAACACCUACCGCGGCAUCGCCAGCAGGGCCUACCUGUCCAUCACCUCCGACGACGCCAUGCUCAGCGCCUUCGGUCUCAGCAGGGAGCUGCGAAAACUGUCGCAGAAAGAACCAGAGUUCAAGCCUCAGUACCUCGGCCUGGAGGAGCUGUGUCAGGAGUUUGCGGUGGAGCUGCUGGGAAUGUGUCGGAAUCAGUGCGAGGUGACGACGAUCCUCAACAGCUGCGGAGACGAGACCCAGGACGAGCUGGACCAGCAGGUCUUCGAGGAGGGGAUCCCCAACCUCUCCAGGCUGAGGCUGGCCGUCAACUACAACCAGAAGCAGUUCGUGGCCCAUCCCAUCUGUCAGCAGGUCCUGUCGUCCAUCUGGUGUGGGAACCUGGCGGGCUGGAGAGGCAGCAGGACGGCCUGGAAGCUCUUCGUCUCCGUGUUGAUCGUUCUGACCAUGCCCUUCCUCUGCCUCGUCUACUGGAUCGCACCAAAGUCCAAGAUUGGAAAGAUCCUGAAGAUCCCCGUCAUCAAGUUCCUGCUCCACUCCGCCUCCUACCUGUGGUUCCUCAUCACGCUCCUGGGGGAGUCCAUGGCCAUGGAGGCGUAUCGAGACAAAUUUGCGUCCCGGCAGCAGAACAUGCUGCACAACUCCUUCCACAUGGUCUGGGUCGUUGGUUUCUUCUGGUACGAGUGUAAGGAGGUCUGGAUCGAGGGUCUUCGCAGCUACUUCCUGGACUGGUGGAACUGCUUGGACAUGAUGGUCCUCAGCAUGUACCUGGCCUCCUUCGUCCUGCGUGUUCUCAUCGUCCUCAAAGGUCACUUCCUGUGCCAUGACCUGGACGGCGCAGACGAGUGUGUUUACUUCACCCAGACAGGUGAGGAGGGUGGAGUGAGGCGGGUGAGAGGGGUGACACAUGUUGUCCUCCAUCUUCAUCAUCAUCUUCAUCAUCAUCAUGUGUCCGUGUCACCUGGUCCUUCAGGGCGUGACCACUGGCACCAGGAGGACCCCCAGCUGAUAUCUGAGGUUCUGUUCGCAGUCACCAGUAUGUUGAGCUUCACCCGUCUGGCCUACAUCCUGCCGGCCCACGAGUCGCUGGGAACGCUGCAGAUAUCCAUUGGAAAGAUGAUUGACGACAUGAUGAGAUUCAUGUUCAUAUUGAUGAUCAUCGGAACGGCGUUCCUCUGUGGCAUCAACAACGUCUACGUCCCCUACGUCACGUCUCCACAUCUUGGCAGGUUCAACGAGACGUUCCACUUCCUGUUCUGGACCAUGUUUGGAGUGGCCAACCAGGACUACGUGGACAUGCCGCAGUUUGUGUUGGCGGAGUUUGUGGGCAGGAUCCUGUAUGGGAUCUUCACCCUGGUCAUCGUCAUCGUGCUGCUGAACAUGCUCAUCGCCAUGAUCACAAACUCCUUCCAGAAGAUCGAGGACGACGCCGACGUGGAGUGGAAGUUUGCUCGCUCCAAGCUCUACCUCAGCUACUUCAGAGAAGGCCUGACCAUGCCGGUGCCGUUCAACAUCAUCCCUUCGCCCAAGGCCUUCUUCUACAUCAUCAGGGGCAUCUUCAGGAAACUCUGCUGCUGCUGCAGCGCCGAACAGAAAUAUCCUCCGAUAACGUCUCUGUCCAAUGAAAAAGGCUCCGAGGACAGCCAGGUGCCGUAUCGGCAGCAGGUGAUCAGGGCGUUGGUGCAGCGGUACAUCGAGUCGGCGCGCAGGGAGUUCGAGGAGGCCAAGAGGAAAGACAUCGGUAACCGAAUCACUGAGCUGAACAAAGCCGUGGGCAGGAUACACAUGGAAAUGAAAUCGAUGCAGCAGCUCUUCACCAAGGAGGAGGAGCUGUCUGCAAACGACGCCCUGACUAAAGAUGGCGCCUCCCUGCUGGGCAAAUACAUCAUCGGCGCCAAGAACAAUUUCAGAGGUUUCAACAACAAAACAGACGAAAGAAGUUUGUCCCAAACACAACUUCACGUGACGGUGCACCAGGAAGGGGGGGAGGAGGGGGAGGCCAACCAGGAGAACCAGCCUGGAGGAGGUGGAGCGCAGGAGGUGAAGCGGGUGACGGACUGUGAUGUGGUGAAGAUGGAGGAAGGACGAGUCAAGUCAAAGCCAGGGGAGGUGCAGAGGAAGGAGGAGGAGGAGGAGAAACCAGAGGAGAACGCCAGUGAAGGAAAAGAUGAGGAGGACUCUGGAGCAGACGGCCGUCGGGUUGAAGACCAGGUGAAGGAGGAGGUGGAGGUGGAGUCAACGAAGACGACUGAGGUCAUCACCACCAAGAACGAGAAGGCCGACACUAAAAACAUGGUCAACAAGCUCAGAGACAUCGAGCUGCAGGAGAGGAAGGUCCAGGCCGAGUGGAGGAAGGACAGAAAGACAGAGAAGGGCGGGGCCAAAACACCGGGCGUCAGAGAGACCAAGGACAAAAACAUCCCCUCACCAACAGGGAGCAGCACCUCCCAGGACACAGGGUUUGAGUCGCAGGAUGGAGAAGGUUCCACCGACAGAACCUUAGUGAGUCCCUGACCUGGACCUGGGUUUUUGAGUUUGACCCUGUGUCCGAUGUUCAACAUAAGGGUUUGGUUUGGUCCGGUGGUUUAAUGUUGGCUCCAACGCGGUGGAGCAGCAGCUGCGGAGCAGAUGUUUUGGUUGUAUUUGGACUAGAAUAGUCUAGAACAGUGGUCCUCAAACUUUGUCACACGUUGUACCAGAAUAGUUCAGAACCUGCUUGGAGAAGAGGAGCUAAUUUAUAACCUGAUCCAAUGGCGUUGGGGUUCCUCAGGGCUCUGUCCUGGGACCCGUUUGUUCAGCCUUUAUAAGCAAAAAAAAAAGCUUUGAUUUUGUCAAAAUUUUAAAAAUGUCUUUGUUUAUAUUUCUUUUCUCAAAUUUCCUUUUUAUGUCUAAAAUACAUAAGAAAAGCUGAAUUAUUCUAUAAUAAUUCGUUUGAGAACCGUCCCACACCUCGGGUGAGGUCCAUGUUCUAACGUCACCCGUUUGUCACUGACCAGAUCUGUGGUUCCAGCGCAGACUCUCAGUUCUGCUGUAGGAGAAUGCAGCUCCGCAGCUUGGUGAGAAAUUCCUCCCUUUUCAGCUGCAGAACAGCCGACGCCACAGUGGGGCAGCGCAGGUCUCAGCUUGCCUCACACACACACACACACACACACACACACUGCUCCCAGUGAGGUUUCAUGCAUGGACUCAGCGCUUCAUUAAAUAAUUGCCCGCAGCAUCACAGGCCCCAGGGCGGGCUGCGUCCCCGCCCCACGGCUUUGACACUGUAGACUGUUUGUUGCUGAACUGCCUCAGUGAUGACAUCAUCCCUUUUUCCAUUUCUCCGUGUUACCAACCCAUCACUCAGCUGUUAAUGUUGUUAGAUUUAAUUCCAGGUUUGUACUGACGUCAUGUUUAAAUAUAUUGUUGUUGUUUAAACGUCCAUGGAGACGAAACAUCCACUCAUAAAAACACUACUGGAAAAAUAAUACGUGGCUGUGAUUGACAUUCACUCAUUGCAAAUGUGUUAAUAAUGUUGAACAAAAGUAGUAAAAGAAAGGUAAAAAAAAAAUGAACACAAAAAGGUUAAUAACCUUUCAAUGUUAUUUUUUAGCAAAACGGAUUUGUUUAGAAAUACAGUGAAAUAAACAGGUUGAGCUAAAAUUACAAAAAUGUAUCUGAUAAUACAGUAACUAAAGGUUAGCAAAGUUAGCUAAAUGUUUGAGUCCAUGACCAAAAGUUAAAGAUAUUUGUAUAAAAACUUUAUUUCUCUUCACACUUUAAAUACAGACUGAUGUGAUGUUUAUAUAAAAAAAACCCAAAAACAUUUAUUACAUCAGAAAAAAUUCCUCCGUUCAUUUAAAUCACAUUGAUGAUUCUAUAAAUACAACAAAUUUAAUCC